AUGGACCCUGAGCCAGAUCCAACGUCUAUCACCGUCGCGAGAGAGGCGACAGAAGUGACCGACGCCGACCAGCCAUUGCGGAGGUCACGAAAACUAGCCACCAAAAUUCGGCUGAACAAGAACUACCAAGAAAUUAACGGAUAUGCGAUCAGUCGAGCGACCGAGACCGCCGCGAGCGGCAGGCGGAUGACUGCGACGCGAGCCACACCGGCGGCCAAAGAACCAAGCAAAACCACCCAAGAGGACGUAAAUAUACAAUGUUAG
Messenger RNA from Colletotrichum orchidophilum, 264 nucleotides. RefSeq lists its product as uncharacterized. The transcript has a single exon. Bases 1 to 264 code for a protein of 87 amino acids. NCBI's taxonomy places the organism in Eukaryota, Fungi, Ascomycota, Sordariomycetes, Glomerellales, Glomerellaceae. The record is from RefSeq and is a predicted model, not a curated record.